Molecule: messenger RNA, 615 nt
Organism: Rubroshorea leprosula
Lineage: Eukaryota; Viridiplantae; Streptophyta; Magnoliopsida; Malvales; Dipterocarpaceae
Source: the annotation of a GenBank genome assembly
CAAUAUUCCCUCAUAAAUAACUUUCUCCUCUACCCUUCCUCUCCAACAGAGAAAUCCAGUCUCAGAAAACAUGGCUUUCAAGAAAUCAAACAGAUUACCUCAAAGUUCACCAUCCUUCAAACAGAUUCUGAAAAGGUGCUCAUCAGGUUUUGGGAAGAAACAAGAGUAUGACCAAGAAGGGCUUCCUGAUGAUGUUCCCAAAGGUCAUUUUGCUGUCUAUGUUGGAAAGAACAGGAGCAGAUACAUUGUUCCAAUAUCAUGGCUGGCUCACCCUGAGUUCCAAAGCUUGCUCCAAAAAGCUGAAGAGGAGUUUGGCUUUAACCACAACAUGGGACUCACCAUUCCUUGUGAAGAAGUUGUUUUCCUAUCUCUGACAGCAACGAUCAGAUGAAAAGAACUCCAAUAUAAAGCAGAUGUCAAUGAUCAGAAAUAAAGAACUGUGAUAUAGGGAAACGCUAUUGUUGCUUCAUUCUUGUUAAAGUUACAUACCUUAUGCGUGGUAUAUUUUCUUAUCACAAUUAAGGUUUGUUCUUUCUAGUUGCUUGUGUGGUAUUAUUGUGCAGGACUAGUACUGUCAUGAGUGAUUGCAAAAGCUAACUUCACCUGUAAUUCAAG